Messenger RNA from Rhodofomes roseus, 1576 nucleotides. RefSeq lists its product as uncharacterized. The coding region runs from base 264 to 1334 and encodes 356 amino acids. Lineage: Eukaryota; Fungi; Basidiomycota; Agaricomycetes; Polyporales; Fomitopsidaceae. The record is from RefSeq and is a predicted model, not a curated record. The transcript has 4 exons.
CCUGUCGACUGCGAUACGGGUGCUAGGGACAUCCAGAAAGUGAGCAGAAUGGCAACGUCUAGGCAGGCAUGAAGCGCGUUGCGCCGGACACUGACAGUCUUUCCCCGGAAGAAGUUCAGGGUGACGCUGGCAUGCGUGCCUCAUGCUCCUUCUGCCCUCACUUCGCAGUCACCUAACAGAUGAGGUAAGGCCAUAUAUACCUUCAAUCAUGGCGUCCCGAAUCCCAGUGCACCGUCAGCCGUACCUCUCAGCGGUCGCCCACGAUGCCCCCCUUCCCUAUCAGCGAGGCCGAGCUGGUCGCUUUAUUCAUGGAGAGCGUCACUUGGGGCAUCCAAAUCGUCACGUUCACACAAUGCGUAUGGGCGCUGUUCGAGACAGCCAAGGGUGGUCCGCGGCGGGUCAAUGUCACCCUCCUCACCUGGGCAAUCGCACUGUUCGUCUGGGGAACGCUGGACAUCUCGUUCAGCGUGUACCGCAACCUCACCGCGUUCAUCUACUACACCGGUCCUGGUGGUUCCAACGAGAUUUUCAACCAGAUAUCAGACUAUGCGACCGUCCUGCGGAGCGUAUGGAACUUCCUGGCAAUCUUGACAGCGGACAUGGCAUUGAUCCACCGGUGUUUCGUGAUUUACAACCGGAACUGGCUGAUCGUCGUAUUUCCCUCGCUCAUCUGGGCCGCCAGUCUGGCAUCUGCAGCCGCGGAGAUCUACUACAGCGCUACGUUUGACGCUUUGACGAACCUCGCGGGCGCGGCGAAGAUUGAAGAUUUCCUGAACGCGUUUAUCGCGCUCGGCGUGUCUCUGAACAUCAUCACGACAGGCGAGUGUCCAUCUGACUUUGUCAGCACGCGUUACUUACGGAGGCCAAUAAUAGCGAUCAUCCUCUAUCGUGUUGGCCAACUCCAAAAUGCAUCUGCCAGGAUGCUUGCUGCGAAGGCGGGGAAGCAUGAUCAUAUCCCCAGCAGUGACCGCAUGAGAUGGUCGCAGCUCAGCCAGAUCCUGGUCGAGUCCGCGGUGAUGUACACCCUCGCCGGUAUCAUUCUGCUCAUCGUCAACUUCGCUGGGAGCAACGCGGUCUAUCCCGUGUCCGACCUCACCUUACAGCUUGCGGGCAUCCAAUACGACAUGAUCAUCAUCCGCGUCUGCCGUGGGGUUGCGGCGGAGCAAGUACACUCUACGGUACAAUACCCUUUGCGGGAUACGACCUACAGCAUGCGUCCAGAGCUGCCUCCCAUCGAAGGGCUCACCUCGGAUAUUGACACGAAGAGCGGGAGGGAGUCCGGGGUUGAAGCGAACGAGAUGAACCUGCAUGACUACGUUGCGACGCAGGUGUAGCGUCUGUCAUGAAUUUGACCGUUUGAUGAAUGCUUUCUGAUCAUGACUUGCACGGCUUGAUGUGUAGUAGUGUACAUAGAGCUCAUAUAAUAGAAACUUCCUGUCCCAUCCUGAUAGGUGGGUGUUGAGGCUGCAUAUAUCUAAGUUGAGAUGGUCAACGUGGUUGGUAUCCUGAGUUGACACUAAAUCCCGAACUUGUCGGUGAUCUCCUUGCAUACAACCACCAAAGCCCUUCCCAGUCU